Messenger RNA from Ochotona princeps (American pika), 2469 nucleotides. It is a transcript of the gene NR2C1, whose product is annotated as nuclear receptor subfamily 2 group C member 1. The coding region runs from base 345 to 2162 and encodes 605 amino acids. The record is from RefSeq and is a predicted model, not a curated record. The transcript has 14 exons. Gene Ontology annotation, molecular function: zinc ion binding; nuclear receptor activity; RNA polymerase II cis-regulatory region sequence-specific DNA binding. Gene Ontology annotation, biological process: cell differentiation; negative regulation of transcription by RNA polymerase II; anatomical structure development. NCBI's taxonomy places the organism in Eukaryota, Metazoa, Chordata, Mammalia, Lagomorpha, Ochotonidae.
AACUUAUACAAUAGGCCUUCCACUGUGAAAUUUUUGAAUGGUGCAUGCUGGGUGGGUCAGUUGAUACGUGGAGAUUGUUUUUAACCUUUGGCUUAUAUAUCUGUUUGGUGGACCUGAAAGACACAUGUAUUUAUGGUUACUAAAAAGGAUUGCGUUGAAGGCUACUGAUUUCAUCAGCCUUUGUAGGAGCAUUUCAGUCUCGAUUUAGGAAGGGUUUUGAGGGAGACACGAGACAAUGGAAGAAAACAUAAGCAAAAUAGGUUGUCACAGGACACGUGAUUCCUACUCUUGAGUAAGGAAAGCAGCAGGACACGGUGAAUAGCAGGUGUUUUAGCAGUUGGAUCAUGGCAACCAUAGAAGAAAUAGCACAUCAGAUUAUUGAACAACAGAUGGGAGAGAUUGUUACAGAGCAGCAAAGUGGGCAAAAAAUCCAGAUUGUAACAGCCCUUGAUCAUAAUGCACACGGCAAGCAGUUCAUUCUGGCAAAUCAUGAUGGCUCCGCAGCGAGCAAGGUCAUCUUGGCCAGGCAAGAGUCUACUCCAGGGAAAGUUUUUCUCACUUCUCCUGAUGCAGCAGGUGUCAACCAGUUGUUUUUUACAGCUCCUGAUCUGUCUACACCACACCUCCAGCUCUUAACAGAUAAUUCCUCGACAGACCAAGGGGCGAACAAGGUUUUUGAUCUUUGUGUGGUGUGUGGAGAUAAAGCAUCAGGACGUCAUUAUGGAGCAGUAACUUGUGAAGGCUGCAAAGGAUUUUUUAAAAGAAGCAUCAGAAAAAAUUUAGUGUACUCAUGUCGAGGAUCAAAGGACUGUAUUAUUAAUAAACAUCAUCGAAACCGCUGUCAGUACUGCAGAUUACAGAGAUGUAUUGCAUUUGGAAUGAAACAAGAUUCUGUUCAGUGUGAAAGAAAACCCAUUGAAGUAUCACGAGAAAAAUCUUCAAACUGUGCCGCUUCUACAGAAAAAAUCUAUAUCCGCAAAGACCUUCGAAGCCCGUUGGCUGCAACUCCAACUUUUGUAACAGACAGUGAGGCUGCAAGGUCAACAGGACUGUUGGAUUCAGGGAUGUUUGUGAAUAUCCAUCAGUCUGGAAUAAAAACUGAGUCAGCUGUACUGAUGACACCAGACAAGGCUGAAUCCUGCCAGGGAGACCUCAGUACACUGGCAAGCGUAGUUACAUCAUUAGCAAAUCUUGGAAAAACUAAAGACUUUUCUCUAAAUAAUAAUGAGAUGUCUGUGAUGGAAAACUUAAGUAAUGGUGAUACUUCUUUGUGUGACUUUCAUCAAGAAAUGCAAACCAACGGUGACGUUUCAAGGGCAUUUGAUACGCUUGCAAAAGCAUUCAAUCCUGGAGAGAACACACAUUAUCAGAACUCAGGAGAGGGCAUGGAAGGAAGUUUGCGUGUAAUUGCUGGAGAUUCAAGCAUAAAUUACAUCGAAAAAGAAGGCCCACUUCUCAGCGAUUCACAUGUAGCUUUCAGGCUCACUAUGCCUUCUCCUGUGCCUGAGUACCUGAAUGUACACUACAUUGGGGAAUCUGCCUCCAGACUGCUGUUCUUAUCAAUGCACUGGGCACUUUCAAUUCCUUCUUUCCAGGCACUAGGGCAAGAAAACAGCAUAUCACUGGUGAAAGCUUAUUGGAAUGAACUCUUUACUCUUGGUCUUGCCCAGUGUUGGCAAGUAAUGAAUGUGGCAACUAUAUUAGCCACAUUUGUCAAUUGUCUUCACAGUAGCCUUCAACAAGAUAAAAUGUCAACAGAAAGGAGAAAAUUGUUGAUGGAACAUAUCUUCAAGCUACAGGAGUUCUGUAACAGCAUGGUUAAACUCUGCAUUGAUGGAUAUGAAUAUGCCUACCUAAAGGCAAUCGUACUCUUCAGUCCAGAUCAUCCAGGCCUAGAAAAUAUGGAGCAAAUUGAGAAAUUUCAGGAAAAGGCUUAUGUGGAAUUCCAAGAUUAUAUAACCAAAACAUAUCCAGAUGACACCUACAGGUUAUCGAGACUACUACUCAGAUUGCCAGCUUUGAGAUUGAUGAAUGCUACAAUUACUGAAGAAUUGUUUUUCAAAGGACUCAUUGGCAAUGUACGAAUUGAUAGUGUCAUCCCACAUAUUUUAAAAAUGGAGCCUGCAGAUUAUAACUCUCAAAUAAUUGGUCACAGCAUUUGAAACCAGAGAGCCAAGUGCUAUAAACUGACUGUUCUUUCCUGAACACAAGAUACCAAAUCGAACUUACUGUUUCCAGAGUAUCUGGAAAUUUUGACUUUAAAAGAGUAACCAAAAUUCAAGGAAUUUUUAUUUAACUUCCUUGAAAAAGUUUUGAAGUGACUGGGCAUCCUUUUGUGUUUAAUAAGUGAGUAAGAAAUGCUCUGAAUUUAUCUUCGUGGAGAUGACAUGUGAAGCUGUCACCUCUUCUCUAAACUAAGACUCUCAUCUAUUUUAAAAAACAAAUAAAUCAGUCGUUUUUCCCCUUGAA